AUGGCAUCAACGCGACGAAGCAACACUGAAAGGCGGCGGGCAAGGGAAGAGUGCCGUGAAAAGCUUUCAGAACAUAUUCGCCAGAGGCUGGGCAUUAGAAUAGGGCCUGCUGAAGUCCGUCUUAAGCCUUGUAUUAAAGACCCAUAUGCUUGGAGGGUUCUACAAGGCAAAGAGGAAUUUUUCUCUCAGAUAUUUGCUACCAAUCUAAGCAGCCAUUCUACCAGCACGUACCGGAUCCUCUGCCGAGAGGUUGGAAAAAGUUUCGAAGCCGUCCAUUCCGAUCCAGAGUUCCCAACACCAGAUACUAUUACCUCACUGUCUUUUCCGGAACCCAGUUUUCGAACAACGAUCGACAAGCUUAAAGAGGAAAACUCGAAGCUUUUUCAAGAAAUUAAUCAUCCAAGGACCAAUCACAAUGCAGAGUUAAAGCGAAGAGAGCUCUUAGAAGUAGAAAAUCGUCAACUUCACAUCAUUAAACAACAGCUUCAGUCACAAAUGCAAAAUUACUCUGAUGCUGUGGAUUAUCUCAGGAACAUCAUGUCAAGGUAUAUCCUCGGCCUAGAUAAAGUACUGCCUAUGUUGGAGGACUUAAGAAAGCAGGUAGCGCUAGAAGAGGCUCCUGGUAUAAAUGUGCACAGAUAA
Molecule: messenger RNA, 642 nt
Organism: Lasiosphaeria miniovina
Lineage: Eukaryota; Fungi; Ascomycota; Sordariomycetes; Sordariales; Lasiosphaeriaceae
Exons: 3
Coding region: 1-642 (213 amino acids)
Source: RefSeq, a predicted model, not a curated record